CGACCACAAUCACAUCUCCUCGUCACAGACCAAAGCGAUCAGUCCUUAUGUGUACGUGGCUACAUAUGGUUGGUUAGUCCUUCCCCAAAUUCGCACCACAGGCGCGUUACACAGUACCUCAUCUAUCAAUAUAGAUACUCCCCUCCUCCUACGUUCUACUUUCUUUCCCGCCAUCUUCUCUCAUUCCCCAUCCCCUCAACUCUUCAGCUCAAGGUACUGCACCCCCCAAAAUAAUAAUAGAAUAAGAUUGUGACAAAAAUCAGGAAAUGGGCAUCAAUAAUCUUCUGAAAUUCAUGAAGCCCUAUGUUGAACGCGUCCACAUCAAGAAAUAUGCUGGGAGACGUGUAAGGAUGUGGGAAUUGAUGCAUAUUCAUGGCUGCAUAAAGGAGCCUAUUCGUGUAGUAUGGAGCUAUGCUUGGAUUUGGAAGGGGAUAAGAAAUACCAGUUCUUAAAGUAUUUUAUGCAUAGAAUUAAUAUGCUUCGACACUAUGAGAUUACUCCUGUAGUUGUUUUUGAUGGUGGGAACAUCCCAUGUAAGGCCACUACUGAAGAUGAGAGGAACAGGCGACGAAAGGCUAAUCGAGAUAUGGCAAUGGAAAAGCUGAAGGAUGGUGACGCUAAUACAGCCUCUGAGCUUUUCCAGAGAGCUGUGAGUGUCACCCCACUGAUGGCACACCAAUUGAUUCAGACUUUGAGAUCAGAAAAUAUUGAGUUUGUCGUAGCUCCAUACGAGGCAGAUGCACAAUUGGCAUAUCUUGCAGGUCUUGAGGCUGAAGAAGGUGGAGUUGUCGCGGUCAUUUCAGAGGAUAGCGAUUUACUAGCAUAUGGUUGCCCUGCUAUAGUCUUUAAGAUGGAUCGCUAUGGCAAUGGUGAAGAGAUAAUGCUGAACAAGGUUUUUGAUGCUGUUGGUCAUGUACCAUCCUUCAAAAAUUUUGACAGAGAAUUAUUUACAGGUAUGUGUGUCAUGGCAGGCUGUGAUUUCCUUCCAUCUGUACCUGGCAUUGGAAUUGCAAAAGCUUACAAUUUGGUUGCCAAGUAUCGGAAUUUAGCCCGUGUUCUUUCAGUUUUAAAGUUUGAGAAGGGAAAACUAAUGCCUGAAGAUUACGAAACAGCUUUCAAAGAAGCAGUUGCAGUCUUCCAACACGCCCGAGUGUAUGAUAUAGUUUCAAAGCAGCUGAAACCCCUAAAACCUCUUCCAGCAGAGCUUUUGCAGUAUCAAAAUGAAGAGCUUGAUUUCUUGGGCCCAGAUUUAAAGCCUUCGCUAGCAAUUGCAAUUGCGGAAGGAAAUCUAGAUCCCUGUACAAUGCAUGCUUUUGAUUACUUCCCUCAACCUGGACAUCAUUCUGCCAACAUACUCUUGGGACAAGAAGAACCCACGGAAUCAACGGAAGAAGGAUGUUUUACUACACUUUCUUUCCACAAAACACACAGAAAAAGAAUUAGAGGGGAUACACCACUGGAUUCAGUGACCAACAGUUUGGAGGAAAGGAAGCCAAAGGUAAUCACACAAGAAGUGCUGCAUGCAAGUGAAGCUUUAGCACUGGAAAAGUUGGCCUUCCCUUUGAGAGAAGAGGCCUCCAAAAGGAACCAGGAUGUCUCUCUUGGAUGUCCCUUAAACAUUCCUAACAACAACCCCUUUAAAAAAUGGAAACAAAAUGAAGUGCAACAGAAUCAGACAGUUCCUGUUGAUGAACAAGCUUCUGAAGUGACUGAUACUGAAAACUUAAUGACCUCAUGCAUGACUCCUGUAUCACAGGAAAGUGUGGAUUCUAAACCUGACAAGUCUGUUUACUCAAAGAGCAGAAGAAAAAGUGAACAAUCAUUGAAACAAAAUCGAUGCAACCAUGUACAAUCUAAGAAAAGUAGUAUAUUGAACUUCUUCUCUCGAGUAUGAUUCUUGUUAAAUUUAAGGAGCUAGGCCUUUUUGCCCUUGUUCGUUCUCCAGUUGUUGAUAAGUCUGCAGAUGUAUUGAACCAUUAUUAUGCUGAUUAUUAGUGCAAGGCAGCUGAUACAUAUCACCAUCCUCAGCCAAAAUCAUGGUUAGAUUACAAAAAUGUUCAUUGAUUUGGUUUACAAUUUUUUGGGAUUCCAUGGGGCAACGUAAAGCGAGUAGGAUUGCUCCUGCAUACAUAUAGAGCUAUAGUUAACUAUCACAAGAAAGUUCAACAUAUUUAGUUGUUGAGGCUUUUUUCCCUGUACUGGAAUAAAGAGUUCAGAGAGGGCCAAUUGGUAUUUAGUUGCAGUUCAAGCUCCCUCACUUGUAGCUCGAAGUAUCUAGCUCUGUGUUCUAAGUUAAGGAGAAAGUGUGUUCUUAGUAUUACAUUUUUCUUUCUCUUUUCUUACCUUUUGUACACCUUUAUUAGUUAUCGAGUAGUGAUUUAGUUAUGUCACAUAGAUCAUGUUAGGCUAGUGUCUAGUGUGCCAACUAGCUCAAAAGAUAUAAGCUAAGAAGCACGCUGUAGUGCCCUUGUAGUAAACAAUUUUUG
Messenger RNA from Sesamum indicum (sesame), 2486 nucleotides. RefSeq names its product 5'-3' exonuclease family protein. Gene Ontology annotation, molecular function: DNA binding; metal ion binding; 5'-flap endonuclease activity. The record is from RefSeq and is a predicted model, not a curated record. NCBI's taxonomy places the organism in Eukaryota, Viridiplantae, Streptophyta, Magnoliopsida, Lamiales, Pedaliaceae.